CUGGACGCCGAGAAGCUGACGCGCCCUCUCCUGGAGCCUGCAGGAACAGCAGAUGUGGAGAUCUGGAAACAUGGAGGAGUUUUCUUCUUCUGCAUCGACUGAAUGAACUCUGAACUUCCUGUUCUGGAAUCUGAAUCGUCUGGUGACCAGAGCAACGUGGCGUCAUGGCGUCUGCAGAACCUGUGCCAGAUGUUGUGGAACCGUUGAAGCGUUGUGGGAGCAACCCCCUGCUGCGUCCAGACAUGUCUGAGCAGAAGGAUGAAGGUUUAACUAUGGCUGUGAAACGCAAACCUCUGAACCUGGUUCUGUUUGGCUCAAGAGAACCACUGAAGACGGCAGCAGCCAUGGUCAUCCUAGGUCAGCCAGAUCUUCCUCCAGAGAGGCUCAGGAAGCAGGGAGAGGUGUUUGGACGUGGGGUUUCUCUGGUGCAGCUGCCUGCCUUGGAUGGAAAAGCUCAGCAGGAAGUGAUGGAGGAAUCCUUCAGGUGUGUCUCCCUCUGUGAUCCUGAGGGUGUCCACGCCUUCAUCCUGGUCCUGCCUGUGGGUCCCCUCACUGAUGAAGACAAGGGAGAGUUACACACCAUCCAGGACACAUUCAGCUCCAGAGUCAAUGACUUCACCACCAUCCUCUUCACUGUGGAGUCAGACCCUAAACAUCCAGCUGUUGGGAACUUUAUAAAGGAGAACGGACACAUCCAGGAUCUCCUCCAGAUCUGUGGAGGAAGAUAUUUAGUUCUGGACAUCAGAGACAGACGGCAGAUCCCAGAACUGAUGGAGACGCUGGAGACGAUUUGUGGUGAAACGUCCAGCGUUUUCUCAACAGACCUGUUCACCAAGGUGCUGAUUGAGAGGAUUUUAAAAGUUGAAGCAGAACUACAGGAUGUGAAACAGAAGAAUGAAGAUGAGCAACAGACAACAAAACAACUCAGGAAAGAGACAGAAGAAGUAAAGAAAAGGGAAGAAGAGCUGAAGAAGAAACACAGAGACGAUAUUAAAACUCUGCAAUCUCAACAUGAGCAGCAAAGAAAACAGCUGGAAGAAAAGGAUGAAAUAAUGGAGAGUGAAGGAAAGAAGAGAAAGAAGGAGCGUGAAGAAGAGGAAAAAAACUGGAGAAAACAGGAAGAACUGCAGCGAAAAGAGUGGAAACAAAAACUAGAUGCUUCAGAAAACCGAGUGAAAGUUGAGCGAGAGCAAAGAGAGGCGGCUGAGAAGAGGCUGGAUCAGUGCAGACGAGAGCGGAUCAGGGAGCGGGACGCUUGGGACAGAGAGAAGGCCGGCAUCCUGGAGCGAAUGCACCAGGACCUGAAGCAGAACCUGCAGGAGACCAGGCAGAACCUGGAGGAGGAGCGGGCCCGCAACAGGAAGCUGCAGGAGGACUUCUACCAGAAGAGGAGGAAGUGGACGUAUCUGGCCUUCGCUUUGCUGCUGACUCUAGUUUCAUUAUAUGUGUAUCAGAGCCAUUAGCUGUUGGACCCAAACCGGACCGAACAUCAAGACCCGGCUGGAGUCUGGCUCAUUUUAAUAUGAUAAUGAUGAUAUUGAUGAUGAUGAUGUUAAUGUGUCAUACAGAGUCAUCAGUAACUCUACGUUUAUACAUAAAAUGUACUCUAAUACAUAAACAAGCAGUUUUUGCAUUGAAUGUAACUAUAAUUCAUCUCCUUCCUGCUGACUGGUGCACAGCUGCACUGAUGAUGCAGAAUGUCAGCAGAACAUCACAUGUAUGUUCAUGACAUGGUAAUAUAAAUAUUUGUCUGAUUUUAGAUUUUCAGCAGUGAUGUGGUUCUGAUAAUAAGUACAGAAAACCCAAAAACAGUCAAUAUUUUGACUUUAAUGUUAUUAUGUCUGAAUCUGGAUUGUUUUUAUGAAUGUUUUGUCAUGAAAGCUCUGCUAUGAGUUCAGAUCACAUUCAGGAAAAACUAGAGGAUUUUAAUGAGUCUCUUAUUUCCUGUCAUUCAUGGUUUUGAGUUUUUUCCUCUAAAAUUUGUUGUUUUUCUGUUUGUUUCCUGCAGUGAGUUCAGGGUCAGUUUCAUGACCUGCACUCAGUUCUUCUAUAAUCAUGAUGUUCAGUUCAGUGAGUCUAUGAACACUUUCACCUUCAAAUAGAA
Poeciliopsis prolifica (blackstripe livebearer) is the source of this 2104-nucleotide messenger RNA. RefSeq names its product golgin subfamily A member 6-like protein 2. NCBI's taxonomy places the organism in Eukaryota, Metazoa, Chordata, Actinopteri, Cyprinodontiformes, Poeciliidae. Gene Ontology annotation, molecular function: GTP binding. The coding region runs from base 165 to 1463 and encodes 432 amino acids. The record is from RefSeq and is a predicted model, not a curated record. The transcript is spliced from 5 exons.